Messenger RNA from Monodelphis domestica (gray short-tailed opossum), 2936 nucleotides. NCBI's taxonomy places the organism in Eukaryota, Metazoa, Chordata, Mammalia, Didelphimorphia, Didelphidae. The record is from RefSeq and is a predicted model, not a curated record.
AUGGGCCGGGCUUCCCCCUUAGCUCCUGUGUCUGACCUGCCCCUGUGCCGAGUCGGACCAAUGCGCCUCGUGAAGCGUCUCUCUCUGUCCCCAGACUUGCGGUCCCACAUUGAGAGGGGCCGCAUCUACAGCGACCGCUUCAUCAAAAGAGAGGACGACUCCUCGCACUCGUCGGCCUGUGUGGUGGACACCACUACCAAAGGGUGCCUAGAGGAGGCGGUGGGCUGGAGAGGUCGUUUCGGCAACUCCCUGGUCCGAGGCCUCCUGGCCGUGAGCUUGGCGGCCAACGCUCUCUUCACGUCUGCCUACCUGUACCAGAGCCUGAGCUGAGCCUGCCGCCCCUCGUCCCCUGGCUCCCUGCCGGGCCAGCCCCAAGGGCCCGGGACACUUGUCGCCGCAGGUUAUCCUGCUCCCCCCUCCCACCAGGCCCUACUUGGCUCAAGGACCGAAUGCUUGUUGCUCCCACCACCACCACCAAAGACCUUGGGGGGCCGGUGGCAAAGACCCCCCCUUCCAGGGCGGCCGACUCACUCUCCAGGGAACUCCUGCUUGCGUCUCUCUGGCCCUCCUCCCUCGAGCCCCGGCUUCUCUCCUGCCAGUGUUGGAUGUUACCGCAGAGGAAGAAGCCCAGAGGAGGCGCCCCGCACUUCUUGGCACGACCCUUUCUCUCCUCCUCAUCCCGUUUUUGCCCAUUUUUCGAACAAGCUGGCUGCUUCUCCUAAGUGCUCAGACCUUAGGUGCUGAGUGGCCUUCUGUGCCCUGCCUGGGCUCUCGGUCGAUUCCUCAGGCUGCACGGCCUUGGGGUGUCCUGGAGCCCGGGUUCCCGACGCCAAGGCUUCUGCGGGCCAUUCCCCCGCCAGAGGUGCCGCUGCUGCUGUGAUGCCAGCCAGAGCAGGAGCGGGAAGAGCCCCGCCGUGGUCGCCUCCUUGUCACAUCCCGGCAGGUCUCUCAGGGACGGCUUUCCCAAGGCCAGGCUGGCUCACAGAGGGGCUCGGUUGGGGAAGGGAAGGCUCCGGGCCUUCUUGAGGUCUCCCAGGCCUGACGUGGGCUCUUUGAAGCCCCAGCUAGUCCUACCUCUUGGACCGUGUGGGGAGCAAGAGAGUCGGUGCACUGCAGGCCCCUCGGAGGAGAAGGGCUGCUUCUAAGAGCGAGCACCCCACUCUGCGGUAAGUGGUGCUGGGACCGUGAAAUCUGUUGUGUGGCAAGGAAGCCCCCUCUCUGCCCCCUGGCCUCUGCCUCCUGACCACCUCCCCAGCAGCCAAACGGGGCCGGCGGGAUAGAUACUGCCUUUUAUUCCCGGUCGGCCGCCGGGUUCCCUCUCCCCUCCUCGGGCCGAGCGCGCAGGUCCCCUGAUCUUCCUCCAGGACGGCUCCUCUCUUUCUCCCCAUCCACUGCCAUGGGGGGCUUCGCUGUGAAACCUCUCCCUGAACGGCCUCCCUUUGCAGAGUCAGCAGGGGGUGCUGUGUCCAGCCUCUGCCCCUGCCCCCUGCCGCCCGGCCUCUCAUGUUGUUCUGGGGAUGGGGCGACGCGGGUUUUCCCAUCCUUCCUUCCUCUUUUCCGACCUUCCCACAUCCCGUCCCCAAGGAGUUUGGAGCCUUUGCGAGGGGGAAGCAGGCUUUUGCUGCCCGGUGCUAGGACUCUGGGGGGAAGCCGUGCCUGCGUCCACAUCCACGCCCGCGUCUGAUCUGAGCCAAGCUUUGGCCUCGUCCUCCUUGGCCUGAGCCGAGAUGACGAGGCCUCGGUGUGUCUGCAUCGCCCAGCUCACGGGGUUGGGCUGUUUAGGGGGAGCCCCUUGUGGGAAGGAUUCCUGCGGGGGGGGGGGGGACUAAAGAAGGAUUUCAGUCUUCACACACAUUUGUGUUCAAGGAUGUUUUAUUUUUCUAAAAGAAUUUUUUUUUAACCAAUCAGGUAUUCUGGGAAAAGUGAGGUUUCUUAAGACUCUUCUGUUCUAGGAGACUUCCAGUUUCUUACUCUUGAAAGUUUUUUGUUACUACUUUUUACCAAGUGUUUAGAGAAGGGACAGUGAGGACGGGAGCCAGUCCAGGCCCAAGUGAAUUUGCCCCUCUUCCUGUUCCCUGCCUCUCCCUGAUUUCUUGGGAUUUCUGGACCUGCUUCCUGCCCUCCAGGGCUUCUUUGGACUCCACAUCUCCAGCGGAGAUGGAAUUUUAAAGGCUGAAGUUAGUUUCCAAGGCACUGAGAGGCAGCCUCUGAGUUAGGAAAAUGAUCUGGGUUUGUCCUACUACUGACCUACUAGCAGUGUGACCCUGGGCAAGUCACUUGACCCCCUCAGCUCUCGAUGACUAACAAGAAUCGAUGAUCUGCAUGGGUGGAGAGGGAGCUCCCCAAGCCAGUGAAAUCACAGGUCUGGACCUAAGCCCACGUAGAAGGAAGCAUUUGAUGGACUAAGAGAUUGAUGUCACUCAGUCCUAACUAAUUAGAACUUUUUUUUUUCCAAUUUUAUAAACUAGCCCAAACACCAAGAGGAUUUUGUGUUUCUUUGUUUUAAACAUAAACACCACCACGGUUCUCACACUGGCCCCCUUCCCAAAGAAAGAGUGAGUGGGAAACCCAGAUAGUGUUGAUGCUUCCGGGCUGGGCCAGAGCCCUGCAGACUGAGGCACUGCCUUGAGGGAGAAGGACCCCCUCCCCCUGCCCCCAUCCGAUCCAGCCUCUAUGAGCUCCUUCCUGGGGAAGCCAGGCAGCAAACCCUAGCCAGAUUUCCACCCAGUCCCCUCUCCCAAGCUUUCUUCACUCAAAGAACAUUAUUAGUGGGGCAUGUGCUAAGGGGUGGGGGGAUAGGGAUGGGACAUGCAUCUCCCAGCUGGUUUGGAGUUUUGUUCUGUGUUUCAAGCGAAAAAGACAACCUUAUUUUUCUUUAAAAAAAAAGGAAAUUAAAAAAAAUUAAGAUGUAUAUGAUACACCUUUUGAAAUAUAAA